AAGGCAAAAAGGCCCACCAAAACCAUCACCAUGACCGAUGGGGACUAUGAUUAUCUGAUCAAACUCCUGGGCCUUGGAGUUUCAGGCGUGGGGAAGACGACAUUUCUUUAUCGAUACACAGACAAUAAAUUCAAUCCCAAGUUCAUCACAACAAUAGGGACAGACUUUCGGGAAAAACGUGUGGUUUAUAACACACAGGGACCAAAUGGGUCAACAGGGAAAGCAUUUAAGGUGCAUCUUCAGCUUUGGGACACCGCAGGACAAGAGCGAUUCUGGAGUCUCACCACUGCGUUUUUCAGAGACGCCAUGGGUUUCUUAUUAAUGUUUGACCUCACCAGUCAACAGAGCUUCUUAAAUGUCAGAAACUGGAUGAGCCAACUGCAAGCAAAUGCUUAUUGUGAAAAUCCAGAUAUAGUAUUAAUUGGCCACAAGGCAGACCUGCCAGACCAGAGGGAAGUCAACGAACGGCAAGCCCAGGAACUGGCUGACAAAUACGGCAUACCAUAUUUUGAAACAAGUGCAGCCACUGGCCAGAACGUGGAAAAAGCUGUGGAAACCCUUUUGGACUUAAUAAUGAAACGAAUGGAACAGUGUGUAGAGAAGACCCAAGUCCCCGACACUGUCAAUGGCGGCAGCUCUGGGAAGCUGGAUGGUGACAAGGCAGCAGAGAAGAAAUGUGCCUGCUAGACUUUACCCUAGGACCUGAUCAUCCAGAACCCCACGAAAACAUCACUUCCAAGAAGAGCGACAAACCACACAAUUGCUGAUGAGUAGACCAUGCAUAAUGGCAUGGCUUUCUUUUUCUGUCAGAAAAUCUACUUUAAGAACCAGAAUAGUCAACAGUGUUCAAAAGAGUUGACCAGUUGUCCCUGAGGCCCCUCCAAACGAGAUCACAGAUUUCCCAGUGUCAUCAUACCAUCAUGGACACUCAGCUCAUUUUUCUUAUAAAGAAGAUGAGUAUGUAAGAGAGUAUACAAGAAGAAAUACCAGUGAGUUUUCAAUUAGAACCAAAGGCACCUUGUCACAUUGAGGACAAGAAUAGGCUUCUAAAGGGAUAAUGUAGAAAGGUGACUUUCUAAAAAGGUUGGAUUUACUUCUUAUAUAGAAUUUGAUUUGUACUUUUAGGUUUGCCUUGGGGGAAACAUAUUAACUAAAAAUGCAUAUACACAAUAAAGAGUUCU
Hippopotamus amphibius kiboko is the source of this 1181-nucleotide messenger RNA. Its product is annotated as ras-related protein Rab-27B-like. NCBI's taxonomy places the organism in Eukaryota, Metazoa, Chordata, Mammalia, Artiodactyla, Hippopotamidae. Gene Ontology annotation, biological process: positive regulation of exocytosis; melanosome transport. Gene Ontology annotation, molecular function: GTP binding; GTPase activity. Gene Ontology annotation, cellular component: melanosome; secretory granule. The transcript has a single exon. The coding region runs from base 31 to 687 and encodes 218 amino acids. The record is from RefSeq and is a predicted model, not a curated record.